AUGGCAUUAGGAAGCAGGGCUUUGGGGAGACUCACAUCUGCUGAGUCAGUCCAUGCCACGCUAUCAGCAUCUACGGAGACAGGCUAUGCCACGUUAUCAGCGUCUGCUAAGACAGCCCAUGCCACGCCAUCAUCAUCUGCUGAGACAGUCCAUGCCACGCCAUCAACAUCUGCUGAGACAGCCCAUGUCACACCAUCGGCAUCUGCUAAGACAGUCCAUGCCACACCAUCAGCAUCUACUGAGACAGCCCAUGCCACGCCAUCAGUAUCUGCUGAGACAGUCCAUGCCACACCAUCAGCAUCUGCUAAGACAGGCCAUGCCACACCAUCAGUAUCUGCUAAGACAGGCCAUGCCACACCAUCAGUAUCUGCUAAGACAGUCUAUGCCACACCAUCAGCAUCUACUGAGACAGUCUAUGCCACGCCAUCAGUAUCUGCUAAGACAGCCCAUGCCAUACCAUCAGCAUCUUCUAAGACAGCCCAUGCCAAGCCAUCAGCAUCUUCUAAGACAGCCCAUGCCAAGCCAUCAGCAUCUGCUGGGACAGCCCAUGCCACACCAUCAACAUCUGCUGAGACAGCCCAUGCCACACCAUCAGCAUCUGCUGAGACAGCCCAUGCCAUACCAUCAGCAUCUGCUGGGACAGCCCAUGCCACACCAUCAGCAUCUGUUGGACCAGCCACAAGGCAGCCAGUGAGAGAAGUGCCUGUCUUCCCAGUCCUUGGUCAAACAGGAUAACAUGACUGAUGAAGAUGAGGCCAUGCCAUGAAUGCAGGUGAUGUCUUCACAGGGAGUUGCUGCCCCUCAAGAAACCUGCCUAUGCUUCCUGUCCUUCCUGCCUUCCUCCUCAAACCCCCCCCCUGCCCCCACAACUCUGUUUUGCUAUGUAGGAGGUAAAGGAAGCCCGUGGUUUGGGGAAAGUCCUGUUUAUACAAAACUAACCUUUUUCAGUUUAAUAAGACUCAAGCUGUCACCAGGAGGCACCA
Molecule: messenger RNA, 983 nt
Organism: Peromyscus eremicus (cactus mouse)
Lineage: Eukaryota; Metazoa; Chordata; Mammalia; Rodentia; Cricetidae
Exons: 3
Coding region: 1-735 (244 amino acids)
Source: RefSeq, a predicted model, not a curated record